Messenger RNA from Xiphophorus maculatus (southern platyfish), 1782 nucleotides. Its product is annotated as cell surface glycoprotein CD200 receptor 1-like. Gene Ontology annotation, biological process: regulation of neuroinflammatory response. Lineage: Eukaryota; Metazoa; Chordata; Actinopteri; Cyprinodontiformes; Poeciliidae. Gene Ontology annotation, molecular function: signaling receptor activity. The record is from RefSeq and is a predicted model, not a curated record. The transcript has 7 exons. Bases 240 to 1130 code for a protein of 296 amino acids.
GAGGGAUUAGCUUAGUCACACAUUUUAUAUAUAAGCCUCAUUUUCCUGAGGCAUGUGAAGGAUUCUCAGUUUGUGUGGAUGAAGCAGUGGAGCGUCUUCAGUCGAACCUCAGAGCAAAGGUCGAAGGAAAGUGAAAUAGCACGAGAGCUACCACAGGAUCUUGGCUUGAUGCAAUGGUUUGAAGAAUUGGUGCUUUUACUGCAACGACAUUUGCUAAAAAAAGAAAUCAGAGAUCAGACAUGACGUGGAUUUAUAUUUUGAUCUUCUUCUUCACCGCAUCAAGGGGCAUGACUCCAGGAACUACUAACUCAAAUAUCAUUGUGAACACAACUACUUCACCUCUGAAAGUUUAUGUUAACAGAAAGGCAGUCUUCAAUCUUGGGAGCGAUGCUAGACUCAUCUGCAGCAACAGGACUCAGACUAAGGCAAUUUUUGUUAUCUGGGACAUUGAACUGAAACACAAAACCUGUAAGAUCUCCUUUAGCAAUGAGGGUCAAAACAUUAACACCUGCAAUGAUGGAAAAUCAAUACAAAACUCAACCGAUCAGUCGUUCCUGCACAUCCCAAACUUUUCAGCCAGUGAUGUUGGAGCUUACAAGUGUGAAUCAGCUUACACAGGAGGAAAUGAAAAUUAUAAGAUUGCAGUGGGUGUCACAGCUCCUCCUGCUGUAUCUGCCUGGUUAGAGCGAAGGGACAAGAAGAUUGUGGCUGUGUGCAGAGCUGAAAGAGGGAAUCCUGCUGCCAACAUCAGCUGGAGUGUCAUAGGAAAUCACUCAGUGACACAGCAGAAUGACCCAGAUGGAUUUGUAACAGUAAAGAGUGAGCUGGAGGUCCCUGAAUACAUUGAUCCAGAAAACUUGACCUGCAUUGUCCAGCACCAGUUUUGGGAGCGGGAGAAGACUUUCAUACCCAAAUUCAGAGGGCUUCAAAUUUUGUGCUUCCUCCCUAUUUUUGGGAUAAUCUUCAUACUCGUGGCAGGUUUUUCUAUCUAUGCACUAAAGAAAGUAAUAUUAUUGAGACAAUGUCAACAGACAGACACAUCAUCCAAAUCACCUCCGCAGACGGAGGAUGUGGAGGAAGUGGAGCCUUAUGCUAGCUAUGUUCAACGUGUGAACUCAAUAUACAACUGAUUUGCAGAUGUGUGUGCAUAAAAUUCCUGUUGAUGCAACACGGUCGCACACUGAAAUGCACAUCUUGGGACUUUGUGAAAAAGCGAGGGCUGUGAAACUGAGAAAUGGCAAAAUAGUAAGAAGAAGAAGUGAGCAAAGUGAGAUCAAAGGUUUCCGGUAAGAGAGGGAAGCCUCUUAGGUUGAAGCCGCCUCAAUAAGCAGCACAGACUGAUGGAACAGGGGAUGUACCUGGUGGCAAACACAGACUCCCAUUCACCACUUGUGCUGCCCACUGCUCUCUGUGAGUAGGUAUCAUGGAGAACUUUAAUAAUUACUACAGAUGUCAUGAACCGAGGAGCUGGAAAGAAUGGCUGUGCGAGCCGGAUGGAGGAUACUUUGACUACUAACGACUUUGGAUGUUGGAUGUAAUUAUGUAAAAUAAAAAUAAUUAUUUAUCAGCUGAGAGGACAAGUAAUAUUUUGGGAGAUUUACUGGGGAAAACCCAGUGAAAGCGGUGAACGUGUGUAUUUUGGAGACACAUUUGCCUUGGUUUACAUGUGUACAAUACUAUAUCAACUAUUAAUUAUAUGUAUUCAUAUGCAAUUCUGUCUGUAUAUUAAAAUAUAUUGAGUCAACUAAUUUGUGUGCAAAACUAAUUAUUUGUGGGUGCAAA